Molecule: messenger RNA, 531 nt
Organism: Ichthyophthirius multifiliis
Lineage: Eukaryota; Ciliophora; Oligohymenophorea; Hymenostomatida
Exons: 2
Source: RefSeq, a predicted model, not a curated record
AUGUUUAAUAAUUGUAAUAAAUAAUCAUCAUCAAACAAAAUAAGUUAAAACAAUUAAUAAAAUUCAAGUUAAUGUAAAAGUAGUAGUUCAAAAUCAAAUAUUUCAAAAAAUGAAUAAACUGAAAUAUUAGAUUUACUUUAAAAAUGCACUUAAAUCAUGAAAGAUGAUAGAAUGAUUUUAAGAAAUAUAAUUAAAGAAGGAUAUUCAGCUGAACUAGAAGAUUUAUUAUUAAAAAAUAAAAAAAAAUAAGGUUAAUAAAUAUUUACACUAUUCAAUAACGAAAAAUUUUAUAAAAUUUUAAAAAAAAAUUAAUUUUUUUAUAAAAUAAAUUUAAAGAUUUAUCAAAUCUUCAAUUAGAAUUGAGAAAAUUUUUAAACAAAUUAAAAGGAAAAUCAUAUAAUUAAAGUCCUUUGUAGUAAUCAUUUAAAACGAAUCAAUCACAUUAAUCUUAUGGAAUAAACACAUUAUAAAAUGUUAAAGAUUAAAAAAAAAAUUAACAAUAAUCAGAUGAAAACUUAUACAAUGUAUUUU